AUGGUGAACCCAGGAAUCGACGGUUCUGGGAGAAGCGGAGCAGGGGGAGGACUAGCAGGAGCCGGCGGCUCGGGCCAGCGAAGUCCAGCUAUUCCACGUUCUACGCGGUCCGUUGGCGGAGUUGGAAGCGCCUCCUUUGGCGGGGGAAAGGGGGGAAGGAUUGGCGGAGCAGCAGGAAUGACCGCCGGCGCGUUUGGAAGCGCUGGCGGUGCGGCUGGUUCCGACGAAGCGCGACUUCCCGACCUAUACAGAGGCGGAGACUCAGCUUUCGGAAACGAGUGGGAAACUGCCGAACCUGGCAAGGCGUCUCGGCGAGCAGCUUCGGACGGCGAAGCAUCCGGUUUCACUUCCAAACCUUCGAGUUUGAUCCGGUCCCGAACCUUAGACGCAGAUACGCUAUGCGGGGAAGACGACGACGACCCUAGUAACGCAGGCUCGGGAUCCUCCCCAAGCAGACCGUCAGGUCCGGACGGGCCGGUUGGGAAUCCACGCCGCCGAGCCGAACGUUCAGGUGCGGGAAACAGGCCUGGAACAGGGUCGUACCUGCCGAUAUACCGACAGAUUGGCGUUCCGCGCAGCUCCUCUCACGACCCUGCCAGUGUGUUCGCGCAAAAGCAGCUUCACGCCGCGUUCCCCGGGCAGGAGUGGGAAGAAGCGCUUAAAGAUGGCAGCGGGUCGCCGAGCGGCGGAGUGAGCUUCGGGCGGAGCAACAGCGGAGGGGGGGCUGGGGCGGGCGGGGGAGGGGGCGGAAGAGCGGGAGGAGUUGCGGGCGCGCGCGGCGGCGGCGGAGCCUCGGGAAUGCCGAGGUCGGCUCUAGGCGGGGCUGGGUCCUCGCCGUUUUCCAUUCAGGGGAAGGUGGUAUCCGGGGCAGGGCGAUCUAUGAUGAUGCCUCCGCGCAACUCGUCCGUCCCCGCGUCGUUGCCCGCGCAUAAAGGCACCGCCACAGGGCUCCUAGACUCCGCGCGCGGAGGCGGCGGCGGAAGGCAGCUCCGCGCGUUCGCGUCCGCCGCGCCAGGGCGCAUGGACGGCCCCGCCGGCCUGGGGUCGGAGCUGGGCCGGCGCGACUCGUACAACCUGAUUCUGGACCAGUUUCUGUCAACAGACGAAAACGCUAGCGGCCCGAAUUCGCCCGCCACAGGAAUGGGGACGGAGGAGAGGAGGGGACCGGCGGAGAUUGGCGCGGGGGUGGAGUUACGGAGGGUUGUAACCACGGGGAGGGCGCAGAGAGCGGAAAGGGGGGGAACUGGGGGGGGUUCCGCGGAUAUUUUGGUGGUAGAGAGCGGUGGUGAUGGUGGUAACGCUGACGGGAGUCUGUACGGCGGGGGUAGGAUGCAAGGAGGGGUGCGGCUGCAUGGGAGUAAUAGUUUCCACGGGCACCCCAGUAGUGGUGGUGCUGGUGGUGCUGGUGGUGGUGGGGGUUUCGAUGGCACUAACAGCACAACAGCACCACCUGCUCCUGCUGCUUCUGGUGCUGCUGCUGGUGGUGCUGCGUCAGCAAUAAGCCAUUCACCCCACUCCGUUCACCAUCCAGCAUAUAGGCACUUCCCCCGCUCCUCCAGCGACAGCGGAAGGAAAUCCUCCCCUGGUCGUCGGGCCAGCCCUAGCACCAGCCCCAGCCGCGGCGUGGGAGGCAUAGGCGGAAGCAACCUUGCGCCUCCCCCGCUCGUCUCCCCCCACCACCACUUGGACGGGGGGCCGGGGCUGGGUAUGGGGGCGCAUAGCGCCGCCUGCAGCUGGACUGGCGGAGGGAUGGGCGGAGGCGUUGUGGGGGGAUUUGGGGGAGCAGCCGCAGCAGGGGCAGCAGCAGCAGGAGCAGGGGCAGCAGGGGCAGGAAACGGUGUUUCGACACAGUCACCAUCACAGCAGCAGCCGCAGCAGCAGCAGCAGCAGCAGCUGAUGCGGCAGCCACCCCUACAGCCGCUGCCACAGCCGCAGUUUCUGCGGCUGGCAGCAGCAGGGGGUGGGAGUAUGGGUGGGGGAGGGGGCACAGGCACAUCACACAGGAGAGGGAAGAGCGAAUACGCCCUAAGUUCAGGGCAGAAACUAUUGCGGCAGAGCUCAGGAUCCGUGGGGGAUGGUGUGGAUUACAGCAGUAGUUUUGAGAGUUACUCCGCUGCUGCUGGCGCUGACGUGGCACGAGAUGGAACGGACGGGGACUCGGACCACGGGCAGGUUAACGGGCAGCGGAAAAGUCGGGGGCAGGUGCCGGGAGGGAGUGGGAACGGGAGGCAGAAGCACAGGCGAGCGGUUAGCGAUAACGAGUGUGCUCAACCAGGGGGAUCGGAGUCUGGGGAGGGGGAGGAAGGGGGAAGGGGGGGUGUGGGGGAGGUAUGGGCGGAUGGACAGGGGGAGAGGGGCAGGGGAGGGAGAAAGGGGGGCGGAGAGGGUGGGGCAAUGCAUGGGGGCGGUUGGGAAGAGGGGGGUGAAGAGGGCGGGGCAGAUGGGAAGGGGACGGGGCGGGGGGGAGGGGGAGGGGAAGAAGACGGGGGAGGAGAGGAGGAGGAGAGUGAGUCGGGUAGUGUGGUGGAGUGGGCGUUAGCAGGGUCGCCCCAAAGCAUCUCGGCUGUAGCAGGGGCGGCAGACGGGGGAAGGGGAGGUGGAGGAGGGGGCAGGGAGGCGGAAGGAAGCUUCCGGCGCAGAGGCAGCGGCAGUAGAGCAGUAGCAGCAGCGUCAACAGCAGCAAGGGGGGGAGCAGAGGGAGCAGAGGGAGCAGGGGGAGCAGGAGGAGGAGCAGGGGAAGGAGCAGGGGGAGGAGCCGAGGGGGGUAUGGGAAGAGCUACAGGGGGAGGAGCAGGUGGGGGCGGUUUAGCUGCAGGAGAGGGGGAGGUCGCAUCUGGAACAGGCACGUCUCAUCUCGUGGGCAAGCAGUAUGCGUUGACUGCGGAUGACUGGUUUGACCACGACCCCCCUGGAGAUGGGCUGUUGAGGCGCUGCGUGCACCGCGCGUCUGGCAGUCUCCUCACAUGCCGCAGCAUCUCUAAGCAGAGCAUUCGGCAGCAGGCGGGCGGAGGCCAUUGGAGUGGUGGUGGCGGUGAUGGAGUCGCAGCAGCAGGCGAGGCCAUCGGGGUGGAAGUGGCAGUGAUGGAGUCACAGCAGCAGGCGGAGGCCAUCGGGGUGGAGGUGGCAGUGAUGGAGGUGCUACAGCCGCAUGCACACAUCAUUGCCCUCAGAGACAAGUUUGAGAGCCUCACGUCCGUGCAUCUCAUUCUGGACCCAGUGUCGCGCCUCUCUCUGCACGACCGCAUGCGCCAGCACGGCCCCAUCCCUCAGCACCACGCAGCACCGCUCUGCCUCGCGCUGCUGCACGCGCUGCACCACUGCCACUCUCAAGGCGUGGCCCACCGCAACCUCACGCCCCACGCUGUCGUGUUUCCAAGUGAUGACAGCCCUCUGGGUGAUGCCCGGCUGAGUGGGUUCGAAUGUGCAGCUUUUGUCACACCAGGAGUCCCCUUCACACACCCAGUGACAUCCCCAUUGUUCGCAGCACCAGAGGUGCACGCGGGAAUGUACGGCACACAGGCCGACCUCUGGUCCCUCGGAGUCCUGCUCUUCCUCCUCCUCUGCGGAGUCCCGCCCUUCUGGGCGGCCACGGCCGGCGGGAUUCGGCGCGCAGUGCAGCAGCAGCAGGUGGCGUUCCUGUCGCCCCGGUGGAAAGACGUAUCUGAUGAGAUGAAGCAGCUGCUGCUGCUGCUGCUCGAAAAGAAUCCUGCAGACCGGCUCACGGCCGUCGAGGCUCUAGUGCAGCAGCAGCAGCAGGUGGCGUUCCUGUCGCCCCGGUGGAAAGACGUAUCUGAUGAGAUGAAGCAGCUGCUGCUGCUGCUGCUCGAGAAGAAUCCUUCGGAGAGACUUACAGCAGCAGAGGCUCUAGCGGGGGGGAUUCGGCGGGCAGUGCAGCAGCAGCAGGUGGCGUUUCUGUCGCCCAGGUGGAAGGAGGUAUCGGAUGAGAUGAAGCAGCUGCUGCUGCUGCUGCUCGAGAAGAACCCGGCAAACCGACUGACGGCAGCCGAGGCUCUAGCAGGAGCAGGGGGGGAUUCGGUGUGCAGUGCAGCAGCAGCAGCAGAUGGCGUUCCUGUUGCCAGGUCGGCUGUUGCUGCUGCUGCUGUUGCUGCUGCUGCUGUUGCUGCUGCUGCUGUUGCUGCUGCUGCUGUUGCUGCUGCUGUUGCUGCUGCUGCUGUUGCUGCUGCUGCUGUUGCUGCUGCUGUUGCUGCUGCUGCUGUUGCUGCUGCUGCUGUUGCUGCUGCUGUUGCUGCUGCUGCUGAUGCUGCUGCUGCUGCUGUAGAAGAAUCUCUCAGUGCGACUCACAGCCGCUGA
Closterium sp. Naga37s-1 is the source of this 4311-nucleotide messenger RNA. The record is from the annotation of a GenBank genome assembly. Lineage: Eukaryota; Viridiplantae; Streptophyta; Zygnematophyceae; Desmidiales; Closteriaceae.